UAUAUACCUUCUUAACACUGGGACCGCCUGGGACUCAGUCCGCGUCUCUGUGACUCCACCAGGCUGACCACUCUGCUCGGAAACAUCCGGAUCCUGCAGCUAAGAUGGCCACUGAAAAAAGACUGUCUGCGAGGCGUAAGCAUACUCUGAAAAGCUGUAUGCUGGUGGUGGCCAAUAAUUUGCUGGAGGCUGAAUCGAACAUGAAAAUCGGGGAGAGGGAGAAGUUCCUGGCGGACAAGUGUCCUCCUCUGGAGCUGCCGUACUCCAAGGAAGAGCUCACGGAGCUUUGCAAGAAGCUUCAUGAGCAGAUUGACAUCAGUGAAGAGGAGAGAUACUGCUUAGAGUUCAAGCUGAACAUGGUUCUGAAUGAGGUCAGAGACCUCAACAUAAAGAUUGUGGAUCUGAGGGGAAAGUUCAAGAGACCCCGGCUGAAGAAAGUGCGUAUGUCUGCUGACGCCAUGCUGAAAGCUCUGCUGGGCUCCAAGCACACGGUCAACAUGGACCUGAGGGCCAACCUGAAGCAGGUCAAGAAGGAGGUGAAGGAGGAGGACAAGCAGCUGCGCGAUGUGGGAGACUGGCGUAAGAACAUUGAAGACAAGUCUGAUAGGAAGAAGAUGUUUGACAGUUAAAUGUGAUCUGUCACUGAUUGUUGGGCUUUUCAGGACAGAAUUCAGGUCUAAUGUCUUUGUAGCUGAAGAGUUUUUUUUUCUACAAUGCUGCAUAUCUACUGUAAACGUACCUUCACCUUCAUGGAACAGAUAAGGCAGGACUGUGGUGGAGGUUAUACUGGUUAGCUGUGUUUUUAAGAUCAAUAGGUGAUAAAUUGCCUUUAUCUCCUCAGCUGCUUCACAGGAUUUUAAAAGUGAUUACAUAUAAACAUAAAAUCAUUCUUCAGUUAUUUUCCAAAUGCAGUAAAUGUGUGAUGUGAGCUGAGGAAGACGAGGCACAGUCCAGGUACUUUUUAGAUGUGUGCCUUUGGAACAAAACUCUUCAGCUCCUUUUUGCUUUUGCCUGUAUUGACACUGUACUGUGAUGUAUUUGUACUGUCUGCACUGCUGUCAGUUAGUACAUGAGUGAUGAAUCAAGCCUGCUUUUGUUCUGAGGAGGCUGAGCUAUGCUUCUGCAUCAACAUACUGCUGUACCUGCCAUGUACCUGCGAUGUCCGGUGCCUUCGUCACACCUCCGCUGCAGGUGUCUGUGACGUCUCUGCUGACACGCAGACAGCUGCGCUGUAGCAACUUCCUGUUUAAGUUCAAGGCCACUGUUGCCUGAUCUGUAUCAAAAGAUGAAUUUAUUCAAAUGGAGUUAAUCUAAAAUCCAGAAAAUCACCUGAAUCUCAACGUCUUGUUCUUUGGUACUACUACCCGCCAUGAUGCUACUUUUAUUUCUUUUUUUACUUUUUCUGCAGAAGAAACUUUAUGCACACUUGUCUUGGCGAGCGUCCUUUAAAACCUUGUUUCCUAGAAACACUGUACAACCGGUUUGCAUUCAUGAUUACAUCGUGCUGACAAACGCAUUUUGCUGGGUAGUCCACAUUUGGUUGAGUGAAUGAAAUGUAGAUUUUAAUGUACCUGCUGGAGUCAUAGGGAGGCGGUCGGGGUGGAUGGCAGGUGUCUAAAGUGCAGGUUUGGCUAAAGAAGCACGUUGGUUAAGGUUAGGGAAGGAUCAUGAUGGCUGCUGACAUUUACCAAGUGCCUAAACAUAACCACAAAAAAGCUGAGUAAUGCUGUUCUCACUAGGAGGGGACAGUGCACUGAAGGAUUUGCAGAAAACUAAUUAAUUACGUUGUCAGUAAACAUACGUUCAAUAUCAACAUCCUUCCAAAUUGCAAGCACGUUAUUAGACAUCAUUUCCUCAUUAUGUUAAUAGAAAACGUAAUUCGAUCAGCAUUACGUUUCCCUCAAAACUUAUUUGCUGUUGCUAAUUAGUUGUAUAUAAACGUAUUUUUUAGGAGACAGAGCUCAUCACUUCUGCAUUAAAGGAUGAAAUGAAGCUAGUAUCACAUAAUGCAUUGAAUAAUAUGGCCUCUGUUCUGUUACCCACCCGACAUGCAGACAAUUUUUCAGGCGUUAUUUGGCCGUUUUUGCAGACUUCAGGUUUGGUUAUUUUCAAAUGUAGUUUAUUAACAACUCGUCUCGUUCUCACUCUGACUGCGUGUCACAUGUUAGAGUCACAAAUCGCAGCGAGAAGGCGGAAAGAAACAAGAGUGUAGCCAAUGCGUUGCGUUAGCCUGGCGAGCUAAUGGUCAGUAAUGGAUGAAAUAAAGCAACGUUAAGUUAUCCGUCGCAGAAGCAUAGUUCAGCCUCCUGUCUGUGCUAAACAACAUCAUGCUAUCUUUUCUAAACUGUUCAAACACAAAUGUGAUGUACUUUUCUCGUCAUGUUGCUGUCACAUUAAAUACAAAAGCUUCAUGCUAAUCUU
Chelmon rostratus (copperband butterflyfish) is the source of this 2421-nucleotide messenger RNA. It is a transcript of the gene tnni2a.2, whose product is annotated as troponin I type 2a (skeletal, fast), tandem duplicate 2. Gene Ontology annotation, biological process: muscle contraction. The coding region runs from base 105 to 629 and encodes 174 amino acids. NCBI's taxonomy places the organism in Eukaryota, Metazoa, Chordata, Actinopteri, Chaetodontiformes, Chaetodontidae. Gene Ontology annotation, cellular component: troponin complex. The record is from RefSeq and is a predicted model, not a curated record. The transcript is spliced from 7 exons.